Canis lupus familiaris (dog) is the source of this 2724-nucleotide messenger RNA. It is a transcript of the gene CATSPERD, whose product is annotated as cation channel sperm associated auxiliary subunit delta. The record is from RefSeq and is a predicted model, not a curated record. Gene Ontology annotation, biological process: flagellated sperm motility; sperm capacitation. Bases 362 to 2674 code for a protein of 770 amino acids. The transcript has 23 exons. Gene Ontology annotation, cellular component: sperm principal piece; CatSper complex. NCBI's taxonomy places the organism in Eukaryota, Metazoa, Chordata, Mammalia, Carnivora, Canidae.
AAAAAGUUUUCCAGUAAGAUUUACCAAUGAGAUUUGUCUCAAAGUUUGGAAAUAUUGGUCAUAUCCAAUUAUCCCAUAUCUUCACAUGGGUUCUCCAAGCAUGGUGCUAGACCACCACCGCCAGCAGCAGCACCUGGGAAUUUGUUAGACUUGCGAUCCUCGGAUCUACUGUAUCAGAGACUUGGAGGUGGGGCCCAGCGAUCAACAGUUUAUCAAGCCUCCAGGUGCUUCUGACACAUGUCAAGAUGGAGAAUCUCUGCUCUAAGCUAUAAACUACCAACACUCUCUAGCCACCAAUACCAUCCAUCUCCCUGUGCCUGGCCACAGCUAAAGAGAGAAAGACAAAUCCUUGGAUACUCACAUGGUGAGGACAGGAAAGGUGUUUCAUGUCAGACAGCAAAUUCAAGGGGACCAACUGUAUUUUUCGUCUAUGACAUCACACUUGAUUAAGCAUCCUUGCAAGAAAAACAUAGCCCUGUAUCUAGGAAGACGACUUUUUUUCACGAGAGAUAAUUUCAGAAGUAGUCUCCUUCCACUUUCCAUCCCUACAUCAAUGAAGGCUGGCCUACCGGAAGUAACAUCGGCACACAUCGCUGGCUCAGUACUGCUGUUAGUAGUCAGUCGAAAAGUCUAUAUUUACAAUUAUGAAGCCAAUUACUGGAACACAUCUAUAGGUAUAGAACACCCUGUUUCACAUGUUUCUGGUGACAACUGUUGUUAUAGUGGACAUCCCUUUUGCGUGGAUAUAAGUAACUCAGUUUUUGCUUAUUUGCAUGGAGAUCAAAUAUCUCAGACCAACAUAUAUUUCUCAAACAAUGGGGGAUUCAGAUAUCAGAAGUUUGCCUAUGAAAAACAGGCAGAACUAGUCGGGUCUUUGGGUGGGAUCUUCUACUUUCACUCCUUGUCACAGGUUGGGCUGCUUCUCAUUGAUCAAGGGAAGGCUAGGUUCAGCUACUCAGAACACCCCCUGAACUUCAGUUUCGGGCUGCCUUUUGACUACAACGGGACCCUUAACAUCCUCAUCACCCCCGGCCAGAAGGGCAUCCUGAUCUUCUGGUUUGAGAGGAGCCUGUUGCUUUCCAGAAACUCAGGUCAGCUGGUUUACCCUGUCCAGGUGAAAGAAGGACCCCACACCUUGCUCUCUUCCAUUUCUGAGGCCAACGUCACCAUCUACAGCGUGGCUGCCAAUGAAUAUGAACUGGCAGUUUUAACUCGGGAGAACAAUUUGUAUUAUGGCAGCCUGGGAAUCCUGUCAACUUCUCUAAUCAAAUUUACAGGCCAAAACAUCUGGUCCCAAGAGGCAGCCCUCAUGUUCACUGACGUGGGGAGGGUGGAGAUACUGGUCCCGCUGUCCGACCCGGUGUUUCCAGCAUUCGAUUUCGAGAAGUGCCCCGUCAACAUCCAGGCGAUUCUCAUGGAUCCUCAACUCCAAGUUGACGUUUGCAAAGUAGAGCUUCUGCAAGGAGAAUUUGACAACAAAAUGUACACCAUUGACAUGAACAGCGAGUUGGAGCUGACUGCCCUGAUGAUACCACGGCCGGGCAUGUCCCUGGUCCCGCUGGCAAUGGUGAGCAACCCGCACUCCCUGGGGCUGCAGGCCGUCAUCUACGAGGAUGGCUACACUUAUGACGGGAACACCAGACACAGACUGCUGCGGCCUCAGGUGCUGGAGAAUCCGGAGAGGACAUGGCCCUGGCCCUCCCCCCAGAACAUUUCCCUGAGGCAGCAGCACCACUGGGGCAGAGCCGACCCCAACUUCACCUCCAGCAUAAAGAGACCCACAAGCUCUACCAUCACUCUGGACAUAGCCAACAAAGAAAUUUCGUGUGUGGACCUCAAGCCACUGACGGCGCUCAUUUCAGUGGGUUGUGACCAGGAGAAAAAGAUCGUCAUUCAGAACGAAAUCUCAGCCUGUUACAACGGCAUCCUGGACCCCGUGGGCCUACAGGACAAUUAUAGCUACGUCAUUGAGAGGGACGCCUACGACCCCAACUUCCAGGGGCAGAAGGCCAGUGAGGACCUGGUGGUGCAUUACCACUACGAGAAGCUGGGCUGCCCCCACCUCGUCUACUACAACACCCCGUGGAAGCCCGUGGUGGAGCUGUGGCGGGAAGGGAAGUUCCAGGAGGUGAUCCAGGCGGAGUUCGUCCUGCUGGAGGUGAACGGGCUGUUCACAUACACGUACUCGCUGACCGCAAACACGGCGCUCUGCAGGUCGCAGCCGCAGAACUGGACCACCAUCAUGAGUGACGCCGGCGACAAAGGGCUCUUCUCCUGGAACCGAGAGAACUACGUCAGCUGCCAUGACCCCGACAACAACGCGCCCUUGAUGUGGCCAGAUGUCCCCUAUCAGAUCUUGGGAGGCCCGACGGCAAACAAGGUUAUUUUUGAGCAGAGGAACGGAAUCUACAUCUUCUACAUUUCUAUCGUGGACCCGUACUACAGCUACUGCCACUUGGAAACGACCUUCAGCGUCUACGUCUACGGGGCCUUCCCACUGUCCGUCAUCCCCACGGCGGUCAUCAUCAUCCCGCUCGUGGUCAUGCUGCUGUCCGUGUGGCUGGUCUACGCGAUCCCCAAACUGCUGCACACUGAGAAAGGCCUCAGGUUCAAGAGCUUCUGGGCUCACCUGUGCAGGAGGUGCAGAAAGGCGUGUUUCCGAGGCGGGAACUGAGCGCAACAGGGGAGCGCAGGGCAGUCAUAAAGCGUUUGGGCAAACAGCCA